AUGUUAAGCAUUUAUAUAGCUCUAGCUACAUUGAUAAUCGGUGUUAUUUACUUCGUGGUACUCUUACCACUCGUUCCAUUAUUAAAAAUAAAGAUGCAACUCGGAUCAAAGGCAGCAUUGAUGUACUAUCCUUUAUCAGGAUUGAAUAAGAUCUUCACAGAUUCAAUUACUAAAGAGAGAGACUUACUAAAGAUCAUAAAUAACCAACUAAAAAAGAACCCAUAGACAGUAGUAAUUUUAUCGAAUUUCUUCCACAAACCUGUAUUGGUAUGGACAGGACCAGAGUACAUAAAGGAUGUGUAUUUGGAUCACACAAGUUAUGUUAAAUUAGAUCCAUUCAUGGUAGAAUCAGUAGGACAAAAAGGAAUGGUUAUGAGUGAAGGAGAAGCUUGGAAGAGAUAAAGGAAAUUUUUAGGAACUGCAUUUACUUUCGAGAAACUCAGUUCUCGCUUACCCAUGAUCAACCAAGUGAUUGAGAAGGUAACAAAGAAUGAUCCAAAGACCAAUUUGAAUGAAUUUACUUCAAGAAUUACAGGAGAAGUGGUGAUUCACAGUUUCUUUGGAGAAUUGGCCAAUGGAUUCAAAAUAGAAGGAAAAGAUGCUUAGGUAACUAUUGUAGAAAUCCUAAGUGAAAUAUUCUUAUUGCCAAUUAACAAUCCAUUCAUUUAAUUAAAGCAAAUGUUAUUUGAGUACAAGUCAUGGUCAAUUUUACCAACAAAGAAGGAGAAGUAGCUCCUUAAAAGAAUAAGUGACUUUAAAUAGGUCAUUUAAGAAAUGAUAGAGAAAAGAAUUGAAUAACUUAAAAAUUAAUAACCAGAAAAUUAGGAUAAAAUGGUAUUCUUGGAUUUAUAUGUUACAGAGUAUUUAAAAUAAUAAAAAGAAGCAAAGCAGAAUAUUGAUAUUGAGGAGAUACUCCAUUAGUUUAUUACAUUGUUUUUCGCAGGUACAGACACAACUGCCACUACUUCAGGAACAUGUUUAUAUUAUUUGGCAUAAUUCCCAGAAAUGUAAGAUGAGAUAUUGAAGGAGGUCAUUGAUGUGGUAGGAGAAUAAGGAGAUGUUAAGGAGGAACACUUGAAUAAAUUAGUAAGAAUUAAUGCAUUGAUCUAAGAAGUCUUAAGAUUAAGAAACCCAGCAUUCUCUCCAGUAUUUAGAACUGUUAGAUAAGACAAAUAAUUAUUAGAUAUUAAGUUGAAGAAGGGAUGGUUUUCUAUUGCAUACCACAUUGGUCCAGGAUUGCUUGAUAAACAUUUUGAAAAUGCUUAGGAGUUUGAUUAUAAGAGAUGGUUGAAUAAGGGAAAUGUAAUUAAGAAUGAUAACGGAUUUAUCCAUAUUCCAUUCGCUGCUGGACCUAGAAACUGCAUUGGACAACAUAUGGCAAUUAUGGAAGUCAAAAUGAUUGUAGCUAGAUUAGUGAGAUAAUACAAGAUUAAAUUGAAUCCUGAUGUUAAGCAAAUUACUUUUGGAAUGAAAUUCUUGUAUUGCGUUGAGCCUGAUAAUUGUUUGGUAUAUGAGGAAAGAAAUUCCUAAUGAUGUG
Messenger RNA from Paramecium octaurelia, 1537 nucleotides. NCBI's taxonomy places the organism in Eukaryota, Ciliophora, Oligohymenophorea, Peniculida, Parameciidae. The record is from the annotation of a GenBank genome assembly.